AUGCGGGUCAUGAUCAAGGGGGGCGUGUGGAAGAACACCGAGGAUGAGAUCCUCAAGGCCGCGGUCAUGAAGUACGGCAAGAACCAGUGGGCCCGCGUCGCGUCGCUCCUGGCGCGCAAGUCGGCCAAGCAGUGCAAGGCGCGCUGGUACGAAUGGCUGGAUCCGAGCAUCAAGAAGACCGAGUGGAGCCGCGAGGAAGAGGAGAAGCUGCUGCACUUGGCCAAGCUCAUGCCGUCGCAGUGGCGCACGAUCGCUCCGAUUGUUGGCCGGACGGCUGCCCAGUGCAUGGAGCACUACGAGAAGCUCCUCGAUGCGGCGCAGUCCAAGGACACGGAGAACGCGGACGACCCGCGCCGGCUGCGCCCUGGCGAGAUCGACCCGAACCCAGAGAACAAACCCGCGCGCCCUGAUCCGAUCGAUAUGGAUGAAGACGAGAAGGAGAUGCUGUCGGAGGCGCGCGCACGUCUCGCCAACACGAAGGGCAAGAAGGCGAAGCGCAAGGCCCGCGAAAAGCAGCUGCAGGAAGCGAAGCGCCUCGCUUCGAUGCAGAAGCGCCGCGAGCUGAAGGCUGCGGGGAUCAACUUUGACCGGAGCCGCGAGACCGGCACGGUCUUCAAGGUCAAGCGGCGCAAGACGUACAUGGACUACGUCAAGGAGAUUCCGUUCGAGAAGAAAGCGCCCGUCGGCUUCUACGAUGUGAGCACCGAGAAGGCCACGGCCGGCGGCGCGCUGGACCCGAAGGCGGCGGCGCUGUACCUCGAUAAGCUCGAGGGCGUUCGUCGCGACGCGGAAGAGAAGAAGAACCGCCGCAUGGAUGCGCGCCGCCAGAAGAAGCUGCUCACGACGUCGCUGCCCCAACAGAUCGCGGCCAUGAAUGCGCUCAACGACCCGAGCACGAUGAUCAAGCGCAAGCCGCUCGAGCUGCCGGCGCCAAUGGUCUCGAACGACGAGCUCUCGGCGCUGGCCAAGCAAGGCGCGGAAGACAUUGCCCACGCGCAAAUGCUCGCGCUCGAACACGCGCAGUCGACACAGGCGCUCUUGACCAACUACGAGAUGACGCCGCAGCAACAUGCCACGCCGGCGCGUGCGACGGCUGCGAGCUCGUCCCGCGAGGCACUGCUCCAAGAAGCGGCGAACCAGGCGGCCUUGGCACGUGCGCAAACGCCGCUGAUGGGCGGCGAGAACGUCGAGCUGCAGGCGGGCACAGGCUACGGUGGCAUCACGCCCCGUAGCAACCUCAUCAAGGCGACGCCGCUUGCAUCGGGUCUCCGGACGCCGCAGUCGUCGCUUCGGACGCCGAUGCGCGACCAGCUUGGCAUCAACGCCGAGCCGCUCGUCGGCCUCGACGCGUCGCGCAAGGCGGAGAAGGCGCGCAGCCGCGGUCUCGCCCAGGAGCUCAAGAUGGGCUUUGCCAAACUGCCGUCGGCCGAGAACGAGUACGAGCUCGCUAUGCCCGACAUCGUUGACGACAAGGAACACGCCGAGACCUUUACCGAGGAUGCCAGCGAGCGCGAGGCCCGCUUGGCGGCGGCGGCGGCCAAGGAGGCUGAGAAGGCCGCGCUGCGUCGGUCCAGCGCGGUGCAGCGCAACCUGCCGCGCCCGCUGCACGCCGAGAGUACGACGCUGUCGGCCCUGGAGGGUCCCGCGGCCGACGAAAUGCGAGCGCUUCUUGCGUUUGAUAUUGCGGACAAGAAGACCAAGGCGUCCAAGAAGAAGAAGCCGCUGCUGGCCGAGAUUUCGGACGAGGCGCUCCACCACGCACGCAGCCAAGUCGCGCUCGAGGCCAAGCUGCAUCCGGCCGAUUCGGAGCUCGGCGCGGCAGCCUGGCAUGCGCUGCACGACGCCUACGUGUGGGACCCGACCGAGCGCUCGGUGUUGGAGAUGGCGACCUUGCCCCUCGACCACCAAGUGCGUCUGCUCACCACCGAGUUCAAGCGGCUGCACGAGAUGGACGCCAAGCUCCAGAAGAAGGCGACGAAGCUCGAACAGAAGGCGCAGAUCCUCCACGGCGGGUACGAAGCCAAGUGCGCGUCGCUCGGGGCGGCGCUCCAGACGACGCAAGCCGCGUGGCUCCAGUCGGAGCGGGAUCGCCACUGCUUUGCCAACCUCGAGGCACUCGAAGCCAGCGCGCUGCCGCUGCGUCUCGUCAAGGUCGCGCGCGAAGUCGACGCGCUCCAGCUCAAGGAAGACGCGCUCCUGUCGGCGUAA
Molecule: messenger RNA, 2208 nt
Organism: Saprolegnia parasitica CBS 223.65
Lineage: Eukaryota; Oomycota; Saprolegniomycetes; Saprolegniales; Saprolegniaceae
Exons: 2
Coding region: 1-2208 (735 amino acids)
Biological process (GO): mRNA splicing, via spliceosome
Cellular component (GO): spliceosomal complex; Prp19 complex
Source: RefSeq, a predicted model, not a curated record